AUGUCUCAACUUAGGCCUUUGAUUAGACAGCAUGUUUGGUCUCAAAUUGGGAACGGUAAUAACACGUAUGCUUGGUUUGAUUUGUGGAGUACUAUCGGCCCGUUAUGCAAUUUUCUAACUCCUAGAGUUAUAACUAGAGAGGGUUUCUCGCUGAAUGCUAAAGUGGCGGAUGUUCAUACGGGGGGCUCCUGGGUAUGGCCGGUUGCAUGGAAGGAUACUUAUCCGGUGCUUAUACAACUAGAUCUCAUGCAAAGGAACGUGAAUAAUCAGGAUCGGUUGUUAUGGAGGGAUGGUGACAAGCUUAGCGAGUAUUCCUCUUCAGGGGUCUGGAAUUCGGUUCGGGCUAGGGAGCAGGAGGUGAACUGGGCGAGUAUUGUUUGGUUCUCUCAAUGUAUUCCUCGGCACGCUUUUUUGAUGUGGCUCAUUGUUCGACGAAAGCUUCUAACUCAAGAUAAGAUCUUGCAAUGGAGUUAUCCCCGAAGAAAAAAUAUGAACAUGAUGUGCUGCCUCUUAUGCUAUGAAAAUGUGGACUCGCAUGAUCACUUGUUUUUUGAAUGCAAGUUGUCCUCGGAAAUAUGGUGUACGGUCCGUUCUAAAGUUGGUAUGGAUAGUGUUGAGCCGCGAUGGACCGAGAUUGUGGAAUGGUUGAAGCAUCGGUCGCGUUCAAAAUCUGCGACAAACCUGCUUUGUAAGUUGAUAGCUGCAGCCUCUAUGUAUGUUAUUUGGCAGGAAAGAAACAAUCGCUUGUUCAAGAACCAUGCGAGGCCUCCGGAUAUCAUUUCUAAAGCUGUGAUUGAUAGUGUUAGAUACAAGUUGAUGGGACUCAGAUUCAAGAACACAAUCAGAGUUCGGGAGUUGCUAGAGCAAUGGGAGAUUCAUGAUGCUGAGUUACUUAUGGAGAACGGUUAA
Helianthus annuus (common sunflower) is the source of this 909-nucleotide messenger RNA. RefSeq lists its product as uncharacterized. The transcript has a single exon. The record is from RefSeq and is a predicted model, not a curated record. NCBI's taxonomy places the organism in Eukaryota, Viridiplantae, Streptophyta, Magnoliopsida, Asterales, Asteraceae. Bases 1 to 909 code for a protein of 302 amino acids.